Molecule: messenger RNA, 2465 nt
Organism: Pogoniulus pusillus (Red-fronted tinkerbird)
Lineage: Eukaryota; Metazoa; Chordata; Aves; Piciformes; Lybiidae
Gene: BSDC1
Product: BSD domain containing 1
Exons: 11
Coding region: 28-1386 (452 amino acids)
Cellular component (GO): cytoplasm
Source: RefSeq, a predicted model, not a curated record
UGCGGGUCGGUGACGUCAGCCGCCAAGAUGGCGGAGGGGGAGGACGCGGGCUGGUGGCGGAGCUGGCUGCAGCAGAGCUACCAGGCUGUCAAGGAGAAGUCCACAGAAGCUUUGGAAUUCAUGAAGCGGGACCUGGCGGAGUUCACUCAGGUGGUGCAGCAUGACACAGCCUGCACCAUUGCUGCCACAGCCAGCGUGGUGAAGGACAAGCUGGCAAGGACAGAAGGUUCCUCAGGUGCAACUGAAAAGGUGAGGAAGGGGAUCUCUGACUUCCUGGGGGUCAUCUCAGACACAUUUGCUCCCUCUCCGGACAAGACCAUUGACUGCGACGUCAUCACGCUGAUGGCAACGCCCACAGGGACCACCGAGCCCUACGACAGUGCCAAGGCUCGCCUCUACAGCCUCCAGUCAGACCCAGCCACUUACUGCAACGAGCCUGAUGGUCCUGCUGAGCUGCUUGAGGCCUGGCUCUCCCACUUUGACCUGGAGGAGAAGAAAGGGGAGAUUGCUGAGCUGCUGGCAACCAGCCCUUCCAUCCGGGCUCUCUACACCAAAAUGGUCCCAGUGGCUGUUUCCCAUGCGGAGUUCUGGCAGCGCUACUUCUACAAAGUGCAUCGCCUGGAGCAGGAUGAAGCCCGGAGGGAGGCUCUGAAGCAGCGAGCAGAGCAGAGCAUUCACCAAGAAGAGCCAGGCUGGGAAGAGGAUGAAGAGGAGCUCUUGGGCAUGUCCCCCCUGCCUUGUGCAAAGGUCCAAUUGCCAGAAGCAGCAGAGAACGAAUCUGCCCCUGCAGCCCUGGAGGGAAGCCACCCCACUGCUCCCAAGAGGCCCUCAGAGGAAGGCUGGGCUGUCCUCCCUGCAGAGCCAGCCCCAGCAGAGGGGAGCCCCUCUGAGAGCAGUGAAAGCGUCUCCCUUGUGACUCAGAUUGCAAACCCUGCCUCUGUGCCUGCUGCGCAGCUACAGACUGGAGCACAACCAGCUGGGACCAGAGACCUCUGCCAGAGGCUGCUGGAGGCCACCUCAGAAGAGCAGAGCUCCCUGCCAAAGCCCUCAGAACUUGGUCACCCUUCUGCACCUGCUCGGCAGUCAGCAGAAUCCUCAGAGCCAGCAGCUGUUACAGAGCUCAGAGGAGUGGAGAGCAGAGCCCAGGGCAGAACAGAGACUCUGAAAGAGGAAGGACCAACGGAUCUUCGAGUCUUUGAGCUGAACUCAGACAGUGGGAAAUCCACUCCCUCCAACAAUGGCAAGAAAGGCUCCAGCACUGAUAUCAGUGAGGACUGGGAGAAGGACUUUGAUUUGGACAUGACUGAGGAGGAGGUGCAGUUGGCGCUGUCGAAGGUGGAAGUGUCUGGGGAGCUGGAAGAUGAAGAGUGGGAAGACUGGGAAUAGAGGAACUGCUUCCAGUGUGUGUCACAGGCUCAUUUCACCAUCGAAUGUGAGGUACCAGGGACCAGCUGUUCCUUUGUGUGUGACUGUGCUGGGGACUGCAAGCCAGGCUGGAAGAGUUUUCAUUCCUGCUAAAUCCUGUGGGCAACUCAAGGGACUCCUUCAGACGUGGAGGAGGAGGAGGAGGAGGAGGAGGAAGCAAGAGUUCACUCACACUUAGCUGCUAGGGAGCCCACCUUCUCAGCAGGCCCUAGAGACUGGGCCAAGCCAAACCCACUGCCCCAGCGCCUGGGGUGGAGGCAGAUGCGACGCAAGGAGGGGUCCCUGGGGUGAGCUGGGCAGCCAGGCAGCUGGCAGGAUUCCUUGGUGCCACCAGUCUGCCUGCUUGGCUGUGCCUGCUUGUGUGUGUGUGCACGAGCUAGAGCACAGCAGCUGCUGGGUGGAAGCUGUGGCUGCUCACUCCUGCUCUGUGCUGCUCACUCCCUGCUCCUGCUGCUCGCCAGGCCCUCCCUGCGCGGGGUGAGGCCGAGGGCUGGAGGUGCUGCAGCCAAAGCCCCUUCUGCUGUGCUGCACUUUGCAGUUGGCUUGUGGCUUUAACUCACAGCUGGGCCGUGCUGGAAGGAGCCAAACUCCCUGCCAAACCCUGAGCUUCUGCCUGGCUUUUCAUCUUGGAAGCUUUCUCUAAGGGCAGCUGCUUUCCCCUGCACUGCUGCCUUCUGCUGGGCUUUGUGUACUCCUGGUUAAACUCUCCCAACAGAGUGCUUGUAGCUUGCUCUUACUUGAACUCCCUGGGGCCAGCAGUGCUUUGGGUCACGCUGGGAACAGCACUGCCUCCUUUGUGGUGCCCAGUUCAGCCCUUGCAAAGCCCCAGUCUGACCCACUGACCGCUUUAACCUCUGCCUUGCUGCUGAGGCUUGGCCCUUCCCUCUCCCAGCCCAGGAGGAGGCAAAGCACCACAGCGUGGGUGGUACCUGUUGGCUGAGACUUUGUCCCCUUACCUGACCCCCUCCUGUCCUGCCUGUCCCCACAGUCACCAGGGUCACAAGCUUCACUUGGGUUCCUUUGCUUAAGCCCCCAUGGCU